Xiphias gladius (swordfish) is the source of this 1609-nucleotide messenger RNA. It is a transcript of the gene ralyla, whose product is annotated as RNA-binding Raly-like protein. The coding region runs from base 1 to 945 and encodes 314 amino acids. Gene Ontology annotation, cellular component: nucleus. The record is from RefSeq and is a predicted model, not a curated record. Lineage: Eukaryota; Metazoa; Chordata; Actinopteri; Istiophoriformes; Xiphiidae. Gene Ontology annotation, molecular function: RNA binding. The transcript is spliced from 7 exons.
AUGACUGGGAAGACCCAGACCAGCAACGUGACCAACAAGAAUGACCCGCGCUCCCUCAACUCCCGCGUCUUCAUCGGCAACCUCAACACAGCCGUGGUGACCAAGGCCGACAUCGAGGCCAUCUUCGCCAAAUACGGGAAGAUUGUGGGGUGCUCGGUGCACAAGGGCUACGCCUUCGUCCAGUACGCCAGCGAGAGGAACGCCAGGGCAGCCGUGGCCGGAGAGAACGCCAGAGUCAUUGCCGGACAGUCACUAGACAUCAACAUGGCAGGAGAGCCGAAACCAUACAGGCCUAAAUUGGGGUCCAAGAGACCUCUCUCGUCGCUCUACAGUGGCUACGAGUUUGACUAUGACUACUAUAGAGACGAUUUCUACAGCAGACUCUUUGAGUACCACGGUCGUGUUGUGCCUCCAACCAGGGCUGUGAUCCCCAUCAAACGUUCGCGACUAGUUGUGCCGUCCACACGCAGAGCCAAAUGCUCCUUUCCAGUCAGAGCUUGUUCUUCCUCUUCCUCCUCCUCGUCCUCUUCCCGAGCACUCAAUGCAGGCUCCUCCAUCAUGGGCCCUAAACUGAAGACAGACCAGCUCCUAACAAUCAAAAAGGAGCUGUCACAGAUCAAGACCAAGAUUGACUCACUGCUGGGACGCCUGGAGAAAAUUGAGCGGCAACAUCGCUCAGACGCCGAGAUGCAGAGGAAACAAGAGGAGGUGUGUGAAUGUCUCCAUGGUGAUGCGGCAGACCACUCUGGGGGAGAGGAAGCAGAGGGGACAGCCGAGGUGGAGGCAGGGGAGAUGACGGACGGUGGCGAAGACGACUUUGAAGAUGAAGGCACCAGCGACAUGUUGGGAGAAAGGAAGCCUACAGUCCAUGAAGUUGGGAGAACAGAUACCAGCAACACCUUCUUGAUCAAGAAGGUGUAUUUGAAAUUAAAAGUAAAGCAAUGACAGCAGAAGAAAGAGUUUUUCAAAAUUGUUUGUUGCUUGUUUGCCUCACAUGAACAUGACCCUGAUGUGUACUUCAUCAAAAAACUGUUUAUGAAUAUUCUCAAUACUACCGCAAGAACAACUGCAAAGAGCAAUUAGUAAUUUCCUUUCAAACUGAUUGCCUUGCUGAAAAAUAAGGACAAUACAGUAUAUUGUUUGUGUAAUAUAUUAUGGUCUGUAUUGUGCUUAAAAAUAAAAUUACAUCAUCAGUCAGAUGAUCCAUGUGAGAUGCCCACCUUUGUUGUACUGCAUAUGUAUGUUCUGUUUCUGUGCAUUGAAAACUGACGAGCCACGACAGUGGCAGAGAGCUAAAUAUGAAUGUAUGAGGAUAACAUUUUCUUUGCCACUUGUUAAUUAUGUGAUUUGCUUUAUUUGUACAUUGUUUUAAAUGCACAGUACGUAAUUUAUUCACAAUGUCUGCACACAGUAUUGUAUGCAUAUCAUGUUUGUGUCAUUUGUUAUACACGAUAAGAUGCAUUCUAAAAUUCUGUUUACAUUUUGUUUAUGGUAAUCAAAAGAUGACUAUUUUUAUUAUCAGCAUGUCAAAAAUGUGGCUAAUAUGGAUCAUUUGUAUUCAUUGCAUCUGUUACAGCUAUGGAUGAUAACAGUUUUUCAAAUAAAUCCC